AUGGGAAAAUUGCCACAAAAUAAAGUAUUGGAAGAUUUUAAUGAAUUAGAAGACGAAUCCAUUAAUGAGUCGGAUAGCUCAAUUAAUUUGACUGAUGAAACUAUACGAGGCAAUGAAUUGGAAAAUGAGGAGGAUAAUCAAGAAAUUUCUGUUAUGGACCCAUUCUUAGGUAAUGGAGCAUUUGUUGGAAAUUUUGACGGAAAUCCCACCGUAUCUUUUACAAAAUGGGUGGAGAAAUUUAAGGAUAUACUUUCGUUAAUGACCGAGCCUACCGAAGUGCAAAAAUUGGCCCGUUUGCGUUUUUGUCUGUCCGGUCAAGCGAGAGUAGCAUUCGACAAUAUCAAUCCCGCACCUACGACGUUAGCGGAGGCUAUUGCUUACUUGAAAGGAAAAUACGAGAAUGGGAACACUAAAGUGAUUGCACGGCAAUUACUAUCAAAUUGUAGACAUGCGCCAGGAGAAACUGUCUUUGAGAGAAAAUGA
This is a messenger RNA of Meloidogyne enterolobii, 483 nucleotides long. The record is from the annotation of a GenBank genome assembly. NCBI's taxonomy places the organism in Eukaryota, Metazoa, Nematoda, Chromadorea, Rhabditida, Meloidogynidae.